CAUAGUGUUUUAGGGCAAAUACCGAUUCUCUUCCUUUUUCUUAACCCCAGACCAAACCCCUCUUCUUCAUUUCUUCUGCUACUCAAAAAACUCUUUUAGCUCUCUCUAUCUCUCUCUCCGAGACCAAAAAGGAUUUCUUUCUAGGGUACAGUGUGGCGAGUGGUGUGUUUGGUAAAGAAUAAUCGAUGAUGGAAGUGGAGCCUAUGGAUUUGCUUCGAUCAAAUCUUUCCCGCGUUCGCAUCCCCGAACCCACCAAUCGCAUCUUCAAGCAUGAAUGCUGCCUCUCCUUCGAUACCCCCAAGUCAGAGGGUGGGUUGUACAUCGACAUGUUCACUUUCCUUGCCUUUGGGAAGGACUGUGUGGGUUGGAAUUUCGAGAAGACUGGUAACCCUGUUUAUUUGCAUGUAAAGAAGACUAAGAAACUGGUUCCAGAAGACAGGCCUACCAAGAAACCAACCCGCUUGGCGAUAGGGGUUGAAGGGGGAUUCGACAACAAUGAACCCGAAUAUGAAGAAACUCAUAGUAUAGUCAUUUUACCAAACUAUAUAUCUCUUCCAUUCCCAUCUGUUGAAUUGCCAGAGAAGGUAAGGUUGGCUGCAGAUGCUAUAGUACUAGCUGAGGGUGCUGAACGGAAGGAGCAGGUUGCAGCCUGGACUGCUGAUAAGAAAACAGUUAGUACCUAUGCAAUGAAUUUACAGCAACUUGACAAUGGUGUUGUCAUCCCUCCGUCUGGUUGGAAAUGUGCCAAGUGUGACAAGACGGAUAAUCUUUGGCUAAAUCUGACUGAUGGGAUGAUUCUUUGUGGGAGGCGAAAUUGGGAUGGAAGUGGUGGAAACAACCAUGCUGUUGAGCAUUACAAUGAGACAGGCUACCCUCUUGCUGUAAAGCUCGGGACUAUCACUGCUGAUUUGGAAGCAGCAGACGUUUACUCGUAUCCAGAGGACAACAGCGUCUUAGACCCACAUCUAGCACAGCAUCUGGCCUUUUUUGGCAUUGACUUCUCAUCACUACAAAAGACUGAAAUGACGACCGCCGAAAGAGAACUUGAUCACAAUACCAAUUUCGAUUGGAAUCGGAUCCAAGAAAGCGGAGAGGAAAAGGAACCAAUUUUUGGACCUGGAUACACGGGAUUGGUCAAUCUUGGCAACAGUUGUUACUUGGCAGCAACUAUGCAAGUUGUGUUCACAACAAGAUCAUUCUGUUCAAGGUACUAUAUAAACCAAAGUCUGAAAAAGGCAUUUGAGACGGCUCCUGCUGAUCCAACCGUCGACUUGAAUAUGCAACUGACAAAACUGGCCCAUGGUCUACUAUCUGGCAAAUAUUCUAUGCCAGUCUAUGAGAAUGAUGACAAUUCAAGCAUUGAUGCCACAACUAAGACUCCAAAACAGGAAGGGAUACCUCCACGAAUGUUCAAGUCUGUGAUUGCUGCCAGUCAUCCUGAAUUUUCAUCUAUGCGGCAACAGGAUGCUUUAGAAUUUUUCCUUCAUUUUCUCGAUCAAGUUGAAAGAUCUAAUGCUGGGAAAGCUGAACUAGAUCCUGCAAAGUGUUUCAAGUUUGGUAUUGAAGAUCGAAUCUUGUGUUCAUCUGGAAAAGUUGCAUAUAAUAAAAGACAAGACUACAUUCUAUCUCUUAAUAUCCCAUUGCACGAAGCAACUAAUAAAGAAGAAAUGGAAUUAUUUCGCAAAUUGAAAGCAGAGAAGCUUUCUGAAGGGAAGGAUGUGUCGGCCGAAGAGAUUGUACGUCCAAGAGUUCCUUUAGAAGCUUGCCUUAGAAACUUCUCAGCUCCAGAGGAGAUACAUGAUUUUUACAGCACUGCCUUAAAAGCAAAGACAACAGCAUUGAAGACAGCUGGUUUCACAUCAUUCCCUGAUUACCUUGUGUUACAUAUGAGGAAAUUCGUCAUGGAGGAGGGAUGGGUGCCCAAAAAGCUUGAUGUGUACAUAGAUGUUCCUGAUAUCAUAGAUAUUAAUCAUAUGCGUAGCAAAGGUCAUCACCCAGGGGAAGAACUGUUACCAGAUGCGGAACCCAUUGACGAGGAUUCAAACCAACCUUCCGCCAAUGAAGACAUUGUGGCACAGCUGGUUUCUAUGGGUUUUAACCAGCUUCAUUGUCAGAAGGCAGCUAUUAACACCUUAAAUGCUGGAGUAGAGGAGGCAAUGAAUUGGUUACUAUCUCACAUGGAUGAUCCAGAUAUUGACAGCCCUAUUUCAAAAGGGAACAGCUCUGACAAUGUUGAUCAAUCAAAAGUGGACAUACUCAUUUCUUUUGGAUUUGAAGAUCAUGUUGCUCGAAAGGCAUUGAAGGCAUCGGGUGAAGACAUUGAGAAGGCAACAGAGUGGAUAUUCAGCAAUCCCGAUGCAUCAGUUUCUAGUAUGGAUGCUAGUGCAUCAAACACAACCUCUGCUUCAAAUGAUAUUGGCUUGUCAGAUGGAGGAGGAAAAUAUCGACUUAUAGGAAUUGUUAGCCACAUGGGAACCUCGACACAUUGUGGUCACUAUGUAGCUCACAUUUUGAAAGAAGGUAGAUGGGUUAUUUUCAAUGACGCCAAGGUUGCGGUUUCGGUCAAUCCUCCUAAGGACAUGGGCUAUCUAUAUUUUUUCGAGAGGAUUGAUGGUUGAAUUAGAUACUGUUUUUUUUAUCACAUGUUUGAACAUUGUGAUGAUGAACAUUUCAUCUGUAAAGAGGAUAGAAUGGCACAAACCAGCUACUACACUACAUACCUUUCUUGGUGGCAUGGUAAACACUCAUCUUUGGCUGUACCAUUAUUUUUUGGGUCUGCCAGUUGUGCUUCCAUUCUGUGAGAACUAGACCGAACGUUCAUACCUAUCUCAGAUAUUCAUAGAAAUGAACUGUUUGGAAAUUGAAUAGCAAAGCGUUAUUUGAUGAGUUUAUGCA
Molecule: messenger RNA, 2895 nt
Organism: Arachis duranensis
Lineage: Eukaryota; Viridiplantae; Streptophyta; Magnoliopsida; Fabales; Fabaceae
Product: ubiquitin carboxyl-terminal hydrolase 14
Exons: 20
Coding region: 186-2618 (810 amino acids)
Biological process (GO): protein deubiquitination
Molecular function (GO): cysteine-type deubiquitinase activity; zinc ion binding; protein binding
Source: RefSeq, a predicted model, not a curated record